GAAUGGGAAAGAGAAAGAAGGACGAGGGCGCUGCCGCCGCCAAGGGCCAGGCGAUCAUCCCCAGCUUCUUCAAGCGAGGUGAGACCGAUGCAUCGCGGGCUCCCACACUAGUGUGGCCAUCGCCGCAUCAUCUCAGGCGAUCAGCCGAGAAUGCGGCCAGCGCGAGUAAGAAACGGUGCUUGAAUUUAGAUGUAGACGCCGGGGCGGGCGAUGGGAAGGAUGCCGAUUGCGGAAUAUCGGGGGAAGCGAUUAAAGACAGGCGUAGAAAGUUUGUAGAUGUUCUUCUUGGAGAGGGGGACAGGGAUGGCGGUGGUGGAAAUUCCUCCUUUUAUGGAAAGCCACCGUCAGGGAAGGAGAAGCUUACUCCUCUGGAGCAGCAGAUUGUGGAGCUCAAGAAGACAUUCCCAGACAUCCUUCUCAUGGUCGAGGUGGGAUACAAGUUUCGAUUUUUCGGAGAGGAUGCGGAGAAAGCAGCCAAUGUUUUGGGAAUCGUUGCUUACUACAGCCACAACUUUCUCACUGCCAGCGUUCCAACGUUCCGGCUGCACGUACAUGUGAGAAGGCUUGUGGAAGCUGGCUACAAAGUUGGCGUUGUCAAGCAGACCGAGACAGCGGCUAUCAAAGCUCACGGGACGAACAAGGCUGGCCCAUUCUCGAGAGAUCUCUCGGCGCUAUAUACCAAGGCCACGCUCGAGGCCGGGGAGUUUCUUGGGGGAGAAGAGAGCGGGGAAAGGGAUGGACCUAUUCGUCUUAGCAGCUAUAUCAUGUGUGUUGUGGAGGAGGCAAUCACCGAGCACAAGGCCAACGCUGGAAAGGAUGAAGUGAAGGGAAGUUUUGAUGCUAGAUUUGGGGUGGUGGCCGUGGAAACCUCGACCAGAGACGUGAUGUAUGGCCACUUUCUGGACACUGUCACCAGGACGGAACUGGAAUCACGCUUGCUUGCGUGUGCUCCCGCAGAACUUCUUUUAUCUGCGUCCUUGUCCACUUCUACAAAGAAGUUGUUGAUGGACUAUGCAGGCGCAGCGGAUGUUCGAGCCGAGAAGACGCCUGAGAACUCGUUUGAAAAUGGCGGUACUGUUGCUGCUCUUGCGGACUUCUACGGGAGCUUGGCGUCUUCUAAGAAAGGCUGUCUGGACGAGAAGGUUGAUGCAGGGUUAGAGGCGUUGAUGACGAUGCCAGAAAUCGUGGUUGCUGCGUUUGCGCAUAUAUUUGCUUAUCUGAAGCAGUUUAAUCUGGAAAAUGUAUUGCGCUUAGGAGCUCUUUUCCGACCAUUUGCCGGACAGCAAGAGAUGACGCUCUCGCCCAAUACCAUCCGCCAGCUUGAGAUUCUACAUAACCAAACUGAUGGUACUGAAAACGGAUCUUUAUUCUGGCUUAUGAACCACACAAAAACUGCUUUUGGCGCGAGGCUGCUUAAGUAUUGGGUGGCCCAUCCGUUAAGAGACCGCAUGCUUAUUUCUCAACGUUUAGACGCCGUUGCGGAAAUUGCCGAAUCCAUUGGAGAUAAAGGCAGAGGCACAACAGUUGCAACUUUAGCUUCAACGUUGUUGCUGCUGGGAAAAUUGCCUGAUCUUGAGCGUGGUAUCACAAGAAUUUAUCACAAAACAGCAACAACGUAUGAGUUCAUUAACGUGAUUAAUGCGAUUAUGAAAGCAGCGUCCCAGUUUCAACGGGUUCGCGACGCCAGGUCUGCGCUCCUCAUCAGGCUAAUCUCCGCAGUGACUUCAACUUCAGUGAUAGAUCACGCAAACAAGCUUGUGACAAGUUUGAAUGCAGAGGCAGCAGCAGCUGGGGAUAAGAUUAACUUGUUUGUUGCCGGCCAGUAUCCCGAGGUAGACGAAUGCAAAGAGAACAUAAAAAGUAUUGAGGAGGAUCUCGAAAGUUUUCUUCCCAGUUAUCGGAAACUGUUGAAGUGUUCAAAUCUGGAAUACUUGAGCGUCUCGGGAAUGUCGUUUUUGGUCGAGGUUCCAUGUGCGCAGCGUGUACCUGCAGAUUGGGUUAAAAUAAACAGUACGAAAAAGGCAAACCGCUAUCAUCCUCCGGAGGUCUUGGAAGCAUCGGAAAGAAUGGCACUUGCAAAGGAGCAAUUAAAUAUAUCUUGCGCCAAAGCAUGGGACAUGUUCCUGACUGGCUUUACCUCCUAUCACAUGGAGUUCCGGGCUGCAGUACAGGCACUAGCAGCUCUCGACUGUCUUUAUUCCCUUGCUGUUGUCUCGUGCAAUCAGGGGUAUGUUCGACCGGAGUUCGUGGAUGAAGCGUGCCUUUUGAAGAUAGAAGGUGGUCGACAUCCGGUCCUAGAUUCGACUCUGCAAGAUGCAUUUGUACCAAAUGACACAGUUCUUUCUGGUGAGGGUGAACGAUCGCAAAUAAUCACUGGUCCAAACAUGGGUGGUAAAAGUUGCUACAUCCGUCAAGUUGCUCUAAUCACAAUCAUGUCCCAGAUAGGAUUGUAUGUUCCAGCCGCGACAGCCAAACUGCAUGUAUUCGUUGCCGUGUUUACGAGAAUGGGGGCGAUGGACAGAAUCCAGAGGGGCUCCAGUACGUUUUUUGAGGAGCUGAGCGAAGCUUCAACUAUCCUCCACAAGGCAACUUCUCGCUCGCUGGUAGUCAUCGACGAGCUGGAAAGAGGAACCAGCACGCACGACAGCCUUGCCAUUGCGUAUGCAACGCUCCAUCACCUUCUCCAAGAGGUUCAAUGCUUCACGCUCUUCGUUACUCACUACUUGAACGUCACGGAGGUGGUGAAGCUCUUUCCCAGCCGGGUUCAAGCAUGCCAUAUGUCAUAUCUUGUGGAGAGCCCGGAAGGAGACCUUGACAAAAGCUCUGUGCAGGAAGUGGCACAAAAGGUGAAGCUCCAGCUGGGGGUUCCAAAUAUAUAGUAGGGAUAACAUGGUUAACUAACUUGAAGUAUAAUUUAGCUUCCACUUGUGUGUUUGUCCUUGUUUUGCAUUUGGCUUACAUCUAAACCCCAAGUUUCAUAC
This is a messenger RNA of Selaginella moellendorffii, 2981 nucleotides long. Its product is annotated as DNA mismatch repair protein MSH3. The record is from RefSeq and is a predicted model, not a curated record. Gene Ontology annotation, molecular function: ATP-dependent DNA damage sensor activity; mismatched DNA binding; ATP binding. Gene Ontology annotation, biological process: mitotic recombination; mismatch repair. The transcript is spliced from 11 exons. The coding region runs from base 3 to 2879 and encodes 958 amino acids. Lineage: Eukaryota; Viridiplantae; Streptophyta; Lycopodiopsida; Selaginellales; Selaginellaceae. Gene Ontology annotation, cellular component: nucleus.